CCAGUGUGCAGUUCGGUCUCCUUCACCAGUCAGCCAUGUUGCGGACGGCAGCUCGGGGAAUCUGUACGGCGGGCCUUCGGGCCUUGCAACCCGCCAUUAAGCGCACUAUAGUCACCAAACCGCUCCUGAGAACACUACCAGCGUGUUCGUACUCAAGACGUACCUAUGCUGCUGAAGCUGCUGCCAAGGCUGAGCCCAUUAAGGGCCAGGUCGUUGCGGUUAUCGGUGCUGUGGUGGACGUGCAGUUUGACAGUGGCCUGCCACCAAUCCUCAAUGCCCUGGAGGUCGCUGACAGAUCACCCAGACUGAUCCUUGAGGUAGCACAGCAUUUGGGUGACAACACGGUGCGUACGAUCGCCAUGGACGGUACGGAGGGUCUGGUGCGUGGACAGGUGUGCACAGACGUGGGGUCUCCCAUCAGGAUCCCCGUCGGCCCCGAGACGCUCGGCAGAAUCAUCAACGUCAUCGGAGAACCCAUCGACGAGAGAGGACCAGUCGACUCCAAGAAGACUGCAGCCAUCCACGCUGAUGCUCCCGAGUUUGUGGAGAUGAGUGUAGAGCAGGAGAUUCUGGAGACUGGCAUCAAGGUGGUGGACCUUCUGGCUCCCUACGCCAAGGGUGGCAAGAUCGGUCUGUUUGGUGGCGCCGGUGUCGGCAAGACUGUACUGAUCAUGGAACUGAUCAACAACGUUGCCAAGGCCCACGGCGGCUACUCCGUGUUCGCUGGUGUAGGCGAGCGCACGCGUGAGGGCAACGAUCUGUACCACGAGAUGAUUGAGUCCGGUGUCAUUGACCUCAAGGGAGACAAGUCCAAGGUGGCGCUUGUGUACGGUCAGAUGAACGAGCCGCCGGGUGCCCGUGCCCGUGUGGCCCUGACAGGGCUGACUGUGGCUGAGUAUUUCCGUGAUGAGGAGGGACAGGACGUGCUGCUCUUCAUCGACAACAUCUUCAGGUUCACACAGGCUGGAUCAGAGGUGUCUGCCUUGCUGGGCCGUAUCCCCUCUGCUGUAGGCUACCAGCCCACCCUGGCCACUGACAUGGGUACCAUGCAGGAGCGCAUCACCACCACCAAGAAGGGUUCCAUCACAUCUGUACAGGCUAUCUAUGUGCCAGCUGAUGAUUUGACUGACCCCGCCCCUGCCACCACCUUCGCUCAUUUGGACGCCACCACUGUACUGUCCCGUGGUAUCGCUGAGCUGGGUAUCUACCCCGCUGUCGACCCCCUGGACUCCACAUCCCGUAUCCUGGACCCCAACAUCGUAGGAGAGGAGCACUACGCCGUCGCUCGUAGUGUGCAGAAAACCCUACAGGACUACAAGUCCCUGCAGGACAUCAUCGCUAUCCUGGGUAUGGAUGAGUUGUCAGAAGAGGACAAGAUGACCGUGGCUCGCGCCCGUAAGAUCCAGAGGUUCCUGUCACAGCCCUUCCAGGUGGCAGAGGUGUUCACAGGCCAUCUCGGCAAGCUGGUUCCACUCAAGGAGACCAUCAAGGGCUUCAAGGGAAUCAUGAAUGGUGAAUAUGACCAUCUUCCCGAGGUCGCCUUUUACAUGGUGGGAACCAUUGAGGAAGCCGUGGAGAAGGCAGACAGGAUUGCAGAAGAAAUGUAAAAUCUAGCUUCAACCUCUAUUUAGAACAAUUAUAAGCAACCCCAAGAAUAUCUUUUUCUCACCGUUUGAAGUUUGUGUCCAACGAAUGAAGAAGUUGAUAGUAAGGAUUUUAUCUUCUUCUGUCAGAAGUCCAGAGUAAUAAGUCCAAUUUAGAGGAGAGUCCUGCUUUUGUUGUGAACAAAUCCAGAUUGUACAAGACAUGUUUGUCUCUCCGAUGUAUGUUCCAAAAUAAACCCUGUGGUCACUGGAAAA
Molecule: messenger RNA, 1859 nt
Organism: Branchiostoma belcheri (Belcher's lancelet)
Lineage: Eukaryota; Metazoa; Chordata; Leptocardii; Amphioxiformes; Branchiostomatidae
Product: ATP synthase subunit beta, mitochondrial
Exons: 11
Coding region: 36-1607 (523 amino acids)
Biological process (GO): proton motive force-driven mitochondrial ATP synthesis; proton transmembrane transport
Molecular function (GO): ATP hydrolysis activity; ATP binding; proton-transporting ATP synthase activity, rotational mechanism
Source: RefSeq, a predicted model, not a curated record